Molecule: messenger RNA, 3422 nt
Organism: Neurospora hispaniola
Lineage: Eukaryota; Fungi; Ascomycota; Sordariomycetes; Sordariales; Sordariaceae
Exons: 2
Biological process (GO): N-acetylglucosamine catabolic process
Molecular function (GO): N-acetylglucosamine-6-phosphate deacetylase activity
Source: RefSeq, a predicted model, not a curated record
UUUUGUUGUUUUGUUUGGACCUCCAAGGUGAGCUGUCCGCGUGUCGCAUCAUCACGGCCUCAGGAUCUGCAGGUAGCUGUAGCGCCCCUCACGUGCUACAAGUUGGGCCUUUUUCCCACGAGUCGGAACUCCAUUCAAUCUCCUCCUCCAAUUUCCAACCUCCUCCUCCUUGUCCACCACUCUGUAACAGUCACGACGUGGGGAGACAACGGCCGGAAAGGUUUCACCCAUCAACAAAAACAAGACACCUCAAGACCACAACAAUGGACGAGAAGGGCGGCGGGCUGCCCCCGUACACCGCCGUAGCACCUCCCCCUCCGGCAUGGAAGAGGAAGAAGAUGCGCCGGUCCAGAGGCCUCAAGUUCCUCGCCGUCGCCUGCAUGGGCUUCAUCGCCUACGCCCAGUGGAGACAGCUGCCCUCGCGCUCUGAGCCCGUCAACGGCAACGUUACGGUCCACGGCCUGUCGGUGCAACGCUUGCACGACGACCUCACCACCUGCUCCAAGCUGCGCCAGAAACCCCAAGACCCCCUCGGCGAGGGCCGCGAGAAGAACGCCCGCUACAUCGAUGGCCAUGCCCCCACCCUCAUCAAGAACGCGACUGUCUGGGUUGGAGAGCCGGCCAAGGGCACCUCUGCUGCCGAUGCGCGCAAGGGCAAGGGCUACAGCUGGAUCAAGGCCGACGUCUACCUCGAGUAUGGCCUCAUCAAGAAGGUCGAGUCUGACAUCGCCGCCUCCAGUCUGCCCAAGGGCACCCACGUCUUUGACGCCAAGGGCCGUCCCCUUACCGCUGGCAUCAUUGAUAUGCACAGCCAUGCCGGCGUAGACUCGUUGCCUAGUCUUGACGGCAACGAAGACACCAACGAGCUCUCGGCGGACAUCACCCCCUUUGUCCGCUCCAUCGAUGGCAUCCAGCCCAACGACCACCAGAUCCAGGUCAUCAAGUCUGGCGGUGUCACCACCAGCUUGGUCCUGCCUGGCUCGGGCAACAACAUGGGUGGUGAGGCAUACGCCAUCAAGCUGGCUGUUGGUAAGCCUGACGGUCGUAACGAGACCAGUGCCGCCGACAUGCUGGCUGAUCCCGAACGCAACUGGAGGUUCAUGAAGAUGGCCUGCGGUGAGAACGCUAAGCGUGUCUACGGGCGGGUCGGAGAGCAAGGCCCUACCAGCCGUAUGGGCGAGAGCUGGGAGUUCCGUCACGCCUUUGAGCAAGCAUCCAAGUUGGUGCGCGAUCAGGAUGACUGGUGUGAUGCCGCCACCGCAGUCGGUGUGCAGAACAUGAAGGGAUAUCUCCCCCAGGAAUUGAAGUGGGAGUCGCUUGGCGCAUUGUUGCGCGGACAAAUUCACCUCAACACUCACUGCUACACCAUCCCCGAUCUCGAGGCUUUUGUCGAUCACACCAACGAGUUCAAGUUCAAGGUCCGGGCCUUCCACCAUGCCCAUCAGACCUAUCUGGUUCCCGAGAUCCUCAAGCGCGCCUACGGUGGUGACCCUCCUGCCUCUGCCAUCUUUGCCGAUAACAUGUACUACAAGGCCGAGUCCUACGUCGGUUCCGAGUUUGCUGGAAAGUACCUCUGGGACAACGACUUGACCCCCAUCUAUGUCAGCGACAACCCGGUUCUCAACGCCCAGCACGUCCUGUUCGAGGCCGCCAAGGGCCACAAGUAUGGCUUGCCCUACCACGCUGCUCUCGCCUCCGUAACCACCGCUCCGGCUGAGCGUCUCGGCUUUGGCAACAGACUCGGCAAGAUCAAGCCUGGAUUUGACGCCGACGUCGUUGUCUGGGACAGUGAUCCUCUCGAGGUGGGCGCCACUCCUGUGCAGGUGUGGAUCGACGGGACUGCCCAGUACGAGCACCCUAUCGUGCUGAACAAGACCGUGCCCAAGUUGAUCCUUUCGGAGGAGAGCACCUCUGCCAUUGUCGAGGAACCCGUUGACAUGGACUCGGUUGUCUUCACUGGCAUCACCAAUGUUCUUGGUGACGUUGAGGUCCAGGGCGGAAGCAAGGACGCAAAAUCCUACAGCGCCGUCAUUCGCAACGGCAAGGUCACUUGCGUCGGUGCCUGUGCCGAGGAGGUGCGCAUGGCAUCUACCUCCAAGAUCCCUGUCAUUGAGCUCAAGGACGGUCACUUUACCGGUUCUUUCACGGCCUUUGGCUCCCAGAUCGGCCUAAACGCCAUCGACGCCGAAGACUCCACCGACAACGGCGACAACGUCAAUGUCUUUACCCGUGCCGAAGACGGUCUCACCCUCGACACCAAGAAGCUGCACGCGGCCUACAAGUACGGCGUCACCAAGGCCAUCACGGCACCCAAGUUCAACGGCGGCCAGACCCACCACGGCACGAGCGUCGGCUUCCUCACAGGUGCCACUAACCCCCUUGCCAAUGGCACCAUCUUUGCCAGCGACGUCGCCGUCCACUAUAGCCUGAACCCCGACGCCAAAGAAGCCGAGGGCACGCCCUCUCUGUCCGCGGCCGUCGGCGCCCUCCGCCGCAAACUUCUCCAAGCCGCCACCAAGCUCAAGAAGAACGAGACCAUCGAGCCGGCCGACCUGUACUCCGAGUCCACCUUCCUGCAAAAGGUGGUCAACGGCUCUCUCCCGCUCGUCCUGACCAUCCACAACGCCGACAUCAUCGCGGCAGCCCUGCGCGUCAAGAAGGACGUCGAGUCUCUCACCUCCAGUAAGAUCCACCUCGCUAUCUUUGGCGGCGCCGAAUCGCACCUUGUCGCCGAGGAGCUCGCCGCCGCGCAAGUCGGCGUCGUUCUUGCCCCUCUCCAAUCGUUCGCCACCUCGUGGGACCAGCGCCGCGCGCUUUCGGGCGCUCCGCUGACCAACGGCACGGCUAUCGACGUGCUUCUCGAUGCUGGUGUUACCACGGCGAUCGGAUUGGAGGAGGAUUGGCUGGUUAGGGACUUGGGAUUGUUGGCGGGUAUUGCGUAUGCGAAUGGCGGUGGAAAGUUGAGCAAGAAGAGCGCACUGGAGUUGGUGAGUGGGAAUGUGUAUAAGAUUCUGGGGGCUAAGGAGCCCAAGGUCGAGGAGGGCCACUUUGUGGUGUUUGAAGGGAGUCCGCUGAGGAUUCAGAGCAGGGUGAAGGCGGUUUCCGGGGGGUUGGGGGCUGUUAGUGUUUUUGAGUGACUUGAGUGAGACAUGAUGACUGAUGAGGGUUUUUGGAAAUGAUACGGGUUUGGACAUGUGGGAUAUGAGGGAUAUGAUGAGAGAUCUGACAUUUGGGUACAAGACGAUGAUGGAUGACAAGGUAUAUACGAAGGAAUGAACAUGAUGCUAUGCUUUUGCAAAUACCUCCGGCGCAUCACGACAGCAGAUCUCCUCGUUCGCUCGCGCACCUGAUGAUUGAUCCCCGAGCCGUGGUCCUCGAUGCAGUGGCGACUUUGUAGCUGGGAUACCGUUCCCCACGAGUCA